AUGAUUGCAGCAGUGGAAUCAAUCCUUUGUCAGUCGGAGACAACGGGGGAGUCUAGGAGCCUCAUCCGACACCAAGUGUCGUUUCUCCUGAUGGCCCACAGGCCGCCGGAAGUGCUUUCUAAGGUCGAACGUGAUGCGCUUAGAGAACUCAAGGCCGACAAAGACCUGGUCAUCGUGCCUGCGGAUAAGGGGCGCUCCACAGUUGUACUGGACAGGAAAGACUACCUUCAAAAAGCCAAAGGUUUACUGGUGGACCGACAGUUCUAUGUCUCAUGUGCAACUAAUCCUUUAAAAACGCUGACACGCGAAAUUAACGCUACGUUGUUGGCCUUGGAGAAGUCAGGUGCAAUAACACCGACCGACAGCCGCAUGGCGAGACUCCAAGAUACGGCUUCGGCCCGAUUCUAUGGUCUCUCUAAGGUGCCAAGGCCGGCGCUCCUCUCCGACCCAUCGUUUCGCUCAAAGGUACUCCAACGUACGGACUGACAAAAUGAAUUUUCCGGCGUCUCAAGGUCCUGACCGCUGAGGCAGACACCACGGUCUCUUCGUCAGCACAAUUCCUGGAGAAACUCAAAGGGGUAAGCCUCCAUCCAAAUGAGGUCAUGGUAUCUUUUGAUGUUACAUCCCUUUUUAAUUCUAUUCCCGAGGACCUGACGAUUGAAACAAUCGAGCUGCUUCUACAAAGCAAAUACGAUGAAACGGAGAAUCGUCUUGGACACGCCCAAAUCCUUCAGCUCCUGAAGCUCUGUCUCAGGACGUACUUCAAGUUCGACGGGACAAUCUACGAGCAGGUGAAGGGCACAUCAAUAGGUUUCCAGAUUUCGGGAUUCAUCGCCGAGGCGGUCCUGCAACGGUUAGAGUCGCUGGUCUUCCAAGGCCACAAACCGAAGUACUGGGCCCGGUAUGUGGAGGAUACCUUCGUCUUGAUCGAAAGGGAUCAGUCGCUGACAUUCCAAGAACAUCUCCACGCUGUCCUCCCGGACAUUCAAUUCACGAUGGAGGAGGAAGACCACCCAAUCAGCCACAAACGCAGUUGUGUAAGGACGCUCUAUCGGCGUGUCGAAACGCACAGCAGUGAGCCGGAAGACAAGAUUGCUGAACUACAAUACCUCCGACGGGUAUUUAAAGCCAAUGGCUACCAGCGCAACUUCGUCAACAGGUGAGUACGCAAAAGGAACAAAAGGCCUAACUGCACGGACACCAAAUCUUGGCGGGCGCUUCCGUAUGUCAAGAACGUUUUGGAAGCUGUCAGCCGCCUUCUCGCACCACUUGGGGUUGGAGUGGCACACAGACCAGUGGCAACUAUCAGGAGUUAGGUAACGAAGCCGAAACAUCUAGCGCCACGGCAAGAAACGACGGGAGUCCUUUAUCGGAUCUGGUGCAGUUGCAGACAAAGCAACUACGUCGGAGAAACCGGAAGACAGCUGCGAACGCGAAUGGCCGAACACGCUGCAGCGGUACGGAGAAAUGACGCCAGCUCUCAAGUUGCGGCUCAUUCGACGAGACCCGCCCACACAUUCAAAUUCGACGAGGCCGAAAUUCUCGCAAGUCGUGACAGCUGCGUGAGCCGGGGGCUACUUGAAUCAUGGUUCACUGGCCUCCAGUCCAUUAACAAGUGCAAUGGACUUCCCCUUCCAUAUUGGGUGCUGAGACUUCGCCUGGACGGAGUAAUUAGCCACGCUGGGAGCGCACAAGUGAGCACUUUUCCCAACGCCAGGGUCGGUGGAUCAGAUGGUCGAGCAAUCAUCACACCAGCAUCCAACGCACGUGAGGAAAUUGCAGCAACUAACGACGCGAAAGUCGGCCAUCAAGCAAUUAACACACCACGUGCAACGAUCCCGGAUGAAGUGGGAGCAGUGAAUGUUCACAGGAAUGUGGUAGCAUGGUGACUGCAUCCUAUAAAUACUGCAUCCUCUGGUGCAUGAAUCACCCGUAUCUGCUGUCAUCUCUGAUGAUGGGUUCGAGCAGGAACCCAAAACGUCAGGCUCAUAAAGCUCUUAUCCCAGCGAUCGUGUCUCCUUCUUCAACUUUAGGUUAUUCUGUUGAUCACCCAACAUUCUGAUGUUUUUCGUUGUACGAAUUACAGUAUGAAGUUUUUGCCAGAAAUUAAAACCCUACCUUAGGUUAAUGUGCGCGAAGAAGUCUUUUCUCGAUUCACACGACCGAGCGCCUGUCGAAAUUACUAAUGGUCGUAACCUCGAGAAGACAGAGCUUAUUUACGAUGCAAAUGGAUUUUACUGAGCUGGGUUUACGCAGCACUGACCCAGAUAUUUUUCUGCAGAACCAGCUCGUAUUACUGACAGGAUGGGAGAGUCUUGUCCUGGCAUUCACACGGAAGGUUCAUCAAGUAGUCGUCGAAAAUAGUUUCAAAUGAUAACCUGACAGGUGUAUCUCUGAUGAUGGGUUCGAGCAGCAACCGGAAACGUCAGGCUCAUAAAGCUCUUAUCCCAGCGAUCGUGUCUCCUUCUUCUUCACGUCUCUCGUAUGUCAUAAACAGGCAGAUGGGUUUGCAGACCAUGAACGGGCUUCGUGAAUUAGGCUUGCUGAAACCUGAUUUCUAAUCUCGAAGUUGGCAAGAUUUACAUUACGGUUUUAUGACGGCGCGACAGAUAAAAGUGCGUUAGUGAAGACAGCUGAUGAAAAAUUCACUGAAUUUUCCUGUUUAGUAUACUAUACUAGUAUAAUGCUGAGAUAGGUCUAAGGGAUGCAAAAUCGGACGAAGUUGAACAAACAUCCUCUGUCUCGUCUCACCUUUGUAACCUUCGUUUUCUCCUGACAUGUCUUUUAAAACAUUCUGCUUCCUAUACGAAGAACUCACAGAGCUCUGCUAUAAAGACUAGGUUGCAAAUGACCUAGAUUCUUCAGUAAGUGUGUUAACAUUACCUUGAUAAGCCUCUCUGAAUCAGAAUACAACAAUAACAAGAAUAAUCAUGGAGCCCUCGGUUAGAUCGGCAUUGCCAUAAAAAUGUUUGCUUAAGUCUGCUACUAAAACUCCGAAAGACAGAAUAGACCAUGAUAUAAAACCAUUCCAGCGAUAUCUCAAAUCACUCUUAAAAUGAAAUGAGAACAUCGCCGUCCUAAAGAACUUCAGGAUCUGCCAAAUAAAAGAACUCGGAGGAAGCGUCGAUUUAACCGUGACCGCAAUGCGGAGUGAGGAUAAAGCGCAGCUUCUGCCAAGCGCGAAACCAGCAUUCCAAAACCUCUCCCAAACAGUUUUUCAGCAAGAUGUAUCGCCCCUAGAACGGAGAAUUGGAAAGAACUCAAGGCAGAACCCCUCUGGACAUCCGGCCUGGACGAUGUCAAUCCCAAACUACUUACGAAGAAGUUAUUCAUGUACAAAGGUUAUUUCUCUGGAGAAAGCCCACAAUUCUCACAACUUAGGCGCGAUGAACAUCAUUUCGCCUCAUUCUGCACCAGCAGGGUUUUGCAUCAAAUCCGACGGAAUUGGUAGACGCUUAUGUCGCAGAGUUACUCAGGUCAAGGAGACUUCUGUUCAGAAUACCAUCAUCAUUUCGGACACGGACCAGCUCAUGCAGUCGGUUUUAGAAAGACGUCCGGGUGUCGUUGCCAUAACAGAAACAUUUUUCCAAGCCGAAAUCAUGGAUGCCAAGAUUUCGAUGGAAGAAUGUCAAUCCUCUGGCCGAGACUGUCGGAAUAGACUGGGUGGUUGGAAAGUCGUAAACGUGAUGUCAGAACUUUUGACAGAUGAACGCACACACCCUCUUCACCUUGUAUAUGAAUCCAUUCGCAUAAACAUAAAUAGGAGUAAGUCACAAAACCCGGGAUUCUUGACGGUUUACAGAUAACCAAACCAGCCGAAUGCCGCAGACGAGUUAGUCCUGGAAGUGACUGGACAGUAAGAGGUUCUUAUUGCUGGGGGUUUUAACGUAGCCGCAAUAGGUUGGGAAAAGUUGGUCAAUGACAGCGCGUUUAGCUGAAAGCUGAUGGACCUCACAUUCGACCGUCCCCUUGCACAGAAUGUAAAGUUCUCACGAGGUUUGAAUAGAUCCAAAGGCCAGUUGUCUGGGUCUGGUGCUCACGAAAAUUUUCUCUAGCAUUGAUGAAGCGUAUUUCAAUGCACCUCUCGAGAAGAGUGGCCACACCACUCUCUUGUGGGAUCAACCAUUCAAUUGUCAUAACCAACAGAUGGUGAAAGGCCACCGAAGUGUAAGGAAAACAGAGUUCAGAAUUAUGGGGAAUAGGUUUGCGUCCGUGAACUGGAACUGUGUGCUCAAGAGUGAUCCAGAGGAAAACUGCAGAUUAUUUAAAAAGACCCCAGUGGAUCUGAUUCAGGGUCUUUGUCCGGUUAAGUUAUCAAAACGACCAAUAUUUCUGCCUGGUUAACUCCAUUCUAGCAUAGAGUUAAGGAAUAAAAGUAGAAAAUGGAAGAAAUUCAGGAAAACUGGCUCACAAUGACAUUUCAAAAAAUUUGGUCGUCAGCGAAUUGCUGUCAAAACUCUGGUUUGCCUGCCACGAGAGGAAUAUGGAUAUUUUAUCAUUCAAAGGAAGAAGACUUUCGGCGAUGGUCCACACAGAGGUCUAGUUCACUAACAUUCUGAAACCGGGAUGAGAGGUGAAUUGCUGACGUGGGUCAAACAGUUUUUUACGGGCAGAUCACAAACUGCAUGCACUGGUACUCCGAAGUCAACCCCAACUUCCGUUUUAAGUGGUGUCCACCCAGGGCUCAGUUAUUGGGUUCCUACUCUUCUUAGUAUGUAUCAGUGACUGUGCCGACAAUCUAUGCUGCGUUGCUCGUGUUUCCUUACGUUGUCAGACUCUGGAGAGCCAUCAGGUCUGACGCAUUUAGUAACGCACCUAAAGAUUUUCUUAACCGAUUUAGCGGCUGGUCUGUUUGAUGACUCCGAAAUUUUAGAGUUGGUAUGUGUGUGACCCUAAGACUCCGUACCAGUGGGGUCCAUAAUGAAGAUCAUUCUUUUUGAUACCUUCUUCACGGGCGAGCCCCUUCAUAUGUUUGCAAACAGAAGAACCAUGGCGUUCUGAUGAUCUUCUCACUUAACCCAUCGGUGCAAUGUUUGAAUGCAGUUAAACGAGCGAUAUAGGCUUUGUUCGCGCCAAAGCGAGCGUUUGUCAAAAUUGAUCGGAAACAUAUCGGCAAGACCAACAAGGCUGUCGUUCGGUCUUACUUAAAGUAUGUUACGUGUGUCUGGCAUCCGUAGCUCAAGAGGUAGUAUCAACUGCUGAAACGAGUACAGGUGAGGGCCAUGAAGAUGCUAAAGAAUCAUGGCAAUCAGUUAUUCAACAUUAAACUGACUGAACUUCAUUUUUUCCGCUCAAUUACAGGCAGCUAUGGGAUGACCUCAUUCAAACCUUGCAGCUUGUUGGGGGCCGCGAGUAUGUUCUAUAACUUCUUUGAAUUUGCUGGCACGUACCAUCUGCGUGAUAACACCUUUUAACUGUAGACGAAAUGGGUCUCUUACGACUGCCCAAUGAACUUGUUGGAAACUGGAACUGACUACUUGCUGCGAUGGUACUUUCAGACACUGUUGAGACGUUUAAAUGCGGACUUGACACUCCUGUCCUGAGAACCUACUUUAGAUGAUUUAAUAGACGGGCUAAUUCACGAGCUGCUAACCGAAAGUCUGAUGCACGUUUUCGACUCUAAAAAAUUACAUAAGUAGAACUGCGAUAUUAGCCAUCAUGUAGCAUAAGCCCACAAUAACUCAGCCACUUCAGGAUGUCAGCUUUCGAACUGCUUCUAUUUAUAAGGUUUUUUCAAACCGUGAAAUGCUCGUGCAUAAAGCAUCAUGCUUCCGCAAUUAUUAAUGCUUGCGAAGUUUGCAAUAUGCUUGAAACCCACUGCUGAAUUUUAUAAACCCCACAUGGUUUCCCCCCUAGAUAGUGCGGAAAUAUAUAAUUUUCCCUCCACGCAAAAAUGUAAGUAGGGUUGCGAGAUUAACCAUCAUGUAGCAUAAUCCCAUAAUAACUCAGCUAUUUCAGGAUGUCGGCUUAUGAACGAACUUCUUUGCGGCCGCCAUUAAGAACUAAAUUCCGUACAAAUUACUGUUUAAGUAGUAUGGAUUUUUCUCAUUGAUUUUCGAUAAUCUUACGGAUUCUGAUAUAUUUCAUAAAAAAUAUGCAUAAAACAUAUUUGCUCUUUGACUCAUUUGGUAGAAAAUUACGUCUUCUUCAAUUUUUUAUUGUAAAGAAUCGUAUAAUUCAGUUUUUAAAAAGUUUCUAACUAUAAGGUUUUUUAAACCGUGAAAUUCUCGUCUAUAAAUCAUCAUGCUUCUGCAAUUACCAAUGUUAAUUGUAAAGUUUACAAUAUGGCUCAAACCCACUGCUGAAUUUUAUAAACCCCAUAUAAUUUCCCCCUAGACCGUUUAGAAAUAUAUAAUUUUUCCUAUACGGAAAACAUGCACUUUGAAGUAAGUACGCCCCAAAUGCGAGUGUAACGGCAGGUCGGGCUCAAAAUCAUUUGGGAAUCGGAAAAGCUUUUAAAAACGGAAUUAUACGCUUACUUAAAAUUUACAGUUGGAAGACGAAGGAAGUUCAUUUAAAUACCGGAAUCCAUUAGUAGCUGAAUUAUUAUGGGAUUACGCUGUGAGUGAUUAGUAUAAUAACACUACUAAGCAGUCUUUACGAGUCGAAAACGCAUUUCAGAAUUUCGAUUAACAUUUUAUGAAUUAACAUACCCACUGUAUACUUGUGUCAGUAAUAGCACUAUGCGCCCGGCUCACAGGUGUUGGGGAGUUCGCACAAUCUAGAAUUACUGCUUUAAAAAUUAACGUUAUUGCCCCUUGAGAAAGCUCAAAAGCCAGUGACCUAUUCACAAAACGAAGUAGCUUAAAGUGACUGACUUUUCGCAGUCUACUCCCUUCUCUCCGUAUUGAUAAUCUAUCUGUGGUCGUUACAUAUACUGAUCCUACUAAAGCCUCUGGUAAAGUGCGACGCAGACGACUCUCACUAAAACUCGAGGUUUUAUGAAUUCCAAUCUCCCUUAUUGAAUUACAGUGAGCGACCGAUCUCAUGAAAUAUUGGCUGAAAAUUUCGUAAUGCGUUUCCGAUAAGGAAGGAUUACUUAGGUACGGCUGUACUACUAAUUACCUUGCGGCAUACUCCUAUAUUAUUUAUCAUUCGGCAGGAUGACAGCUUUGGAAUACACUGCUUUUUAAACGACAGUGGAAACCGUGCUUGGUGAAAAAGACUACUUAGGUACCAUGCAUUUUACCCAUUGAUUUUGGAUGGUCUUGAAAAUGCAAAUAUAUUUUUUAGAAAGCAAAAAAUUAUGCCUUCUUUCAUUCGUGUGAUAGAGAAUCACGUCAUCUUUAUAUUUUAUACGCGAAAAAGGAGUAGAAUUUGGUUUUAAAGAAGUUUUUGAUUAUGCGAUUUUUUAAGACGGCUCACUGUCCGCUCAUAUAUCAUCGCACUUGUCCGUUUACCACGUCUUCUAAUGAAAUAAAUUAAUUAACUUCAUAUGCAUCUUUUAGACCAAAAUCAAUUAGCGAUAAUGCAAGGACUGAUCAGGUUCCACAUUAUUCGGCAAUCAGAAAACUUUCUCAAAACCGAAUUAUACUCCUUCUUCGAGUAUAAAAUAUAAAGAUGACGCGGUUCUCUUUCACACGAAUAAAAGAAGGCAUAUUUUUGUGGUUUCUAAAAAAAUAUAUUUGAAUUUGCAAGACUAUCUAAAAUCAAUGCGUAAAAUGCAUGCUACUCAAGUAGUCUUCUUCAACAAUUACGGUUUCCACUGUCGUUUGAAAAGCAGUGUAUUCCAAAGCUUUCAUCCUGCCGAAUCAUAAAUAUUAUAGGAGUAUGCCGCAAGGUAAUCAGUAGUACAGCCUUACCUAAGUAAUCCUUCCUUAUCGAUAACGCAUUACGAAAUUUUCAGCCAAUAUUUCAUGAGAUCGGUCACACACUGUAACUGGGUCAUACCUAUCGGAAUGGAAAUAGCAAUUCACCAAAGUAUUAAUAAGAACGAAUGACGGAUUCCUCUAAGAUGCCGUGUUAGGUCCACUUAUGUUUUGUUUUGCAUUAAUUAUAUUCCAUCCGCAGACAAACACGCUCAGUUUUUUACAUAUUCUGAUGAUUUCAAAAGCCGCCCGUCCCUUCAGCCUGGAGUUCAACGUAGUUAGAGGAAUCGGCUCACCCAAAAUGCCUCCAUACGUGUAUCGGACCUUAAAGGCUGCCUUAGUUAGGGAUUUUUUACGUGACUCCCGUAACUGAAUGUCCCAACAUUAAGCACUUUGGUUUAAACUACGAUAACAAAACGGCCUAAAAGGCCGAAAUUUGCGGCUUUAUUUCUUACAACUUCUUAGUCUUUAAAUUAACCUCAAACUUCGUUGUAUCCUUAUCCUUCCAUUCUCAAAUAUUGCCGUCCAUAGUGUGGUUUUACGAGCGAAUUUUGUCCCUCAAAAAUAAAAAGUGUCUAAAGAUAUUUACCAAAAAACUUACAGUACACACAUCAAAAUGUUCCUCACGUAAACAAAUUCUGAUUGUCUAACCUACAUUUUUGUAUGAGAUCGGAGAUUAGAUGUUGGCUUCUGCACCUUUUUACGUUAAUAUUAAUCCAAAUCUUCCUCUGAUUUCGGCUGUCACACAUAUUAACCGUCUAUAUGACUUUCGUAAUUCCUUCUCGAUUCUAUCCCCCCGCAUUCUCUAUUCUUCGCUCACAGUCCUACCUCCACUUGACAUAACCUUCCAAGUUUCAUUGGACUAUAAAAUAAUUUUUCUGCUUUUAAGGGACCACUGCGCCAUUAUAUAAAUACUGACUCGGCCAACUUUUCAUAUCUUUCGGCCUUCCUUAGCAAUCAUCCCCAUGGUUAAGAUAAAGGGUCAUCGGAACCUCAGGUAAUCGUCUCCAUUCUUAUUUGUCCGCCUACAUUUUCGCCUCUGUGAGUGGCUUUGUCCCUUGUGAUUUGUUAUCGUAAGUUUUGAUUUUCUCACACUAGGUGUCAAGGCCUUUACCGGGCUCGAUGUUUUCCCCAAUCCAUCUCUAGGGUACGCAGUCAGGGUUCUUGUGGCGCACACGUUCUAAAUCCCCUUAGUUUCAGCCGCCGUUCACCCUGAUCAGUAUCUCGUUCCGGACACUGUGAUGCCGUCCUCCCACCCCACAGUCGGUCCCCUCUUAGGUCUGCCACAACCUACCAUCCCUGCACACUGUAAUGACGCUUCGCAAUUUCUUGCUCACCUGUCUGUAGCAUAGCACCCCAUCCCCCAGAUAAACCUCCAUUACGCCUCCAUUUCCAUUAGCGAAACAGUUUUUCUUCUGAAAUUAUGGGUUAUAUGAACUCCGCUCGCGCUUUGAAUUCAAUAGUAAUUUUCACCCUUUUACCUAAAACAUCCAAAUGAGAUGUUGUGGAUAUUUCUGCCAUAAGUAUCGUGUGCGAAAAGUCAAUCGCCAACGGCCGCCAGAACACUUUCAAUUGUACAAUUUGCUUCUCAUGCAAAACUUAGAUUCGACAUUAUUCUUCAUAUUUGGUCGCUUAAAUCGGUGUUAAUUGCACCUUGAUAUUGCAUUAUUAUUUUCAAUUACAAACUUCUGUCUUUUCAUUCCAAAGGUAUUUGAGUUUUCAGGGUGUGUGGGGUGCUGUAGGCGCGGAUUUUAAAUGUGCGGUCAUAAUAGGUUAAUCGAUGCUAUUGGAUGAAUAAUAUACGAGAGUACGCUGGCGAGUAUAUUUUACCGCACAUGCCCUGCCCACAGAAGAUGAUUUAGCCUAGGCGACACCAGCUGAGCCUGGUUGCGCCGGCACGACCAUGAUGUCAGAAACUAACUUUUAUAAUUAUAAUAAUAGUAUAUUUUAGGGUAAUAGGCAACGCCCUUGAUGACCUUAUUGAAAAAGAUAAUACAAUAUAAAUGUUGAAUGCACACCUUACUCAAACUUUGUCAGUAACAUAUUUGUUUACGGAAAACGUUUCUACAGUGCGGGACUGCGAAGGGUGCGGCAGGCGGUCUUCUCAGUGUACGUAUGAGAUUUUAAGUGCACUUAUAUACAAUCAGCAUAAAGUGCAGUCAUUUGCAUAGUUUGAGAGGGGAAAUUUCAUUAAAAUUCAGGGAUGUGUUAAGUAGGAAUGAAAUCAAGACAUGAAAUUUAUUGCUUGCCGCAGAUAGUCCUGUUGUGAGAGUCGUCGUUUAUCAAAGAUCAAACGAUCCAGCUGGCUUUUGAAUACAGCCAUUGUAUCAGAUGUCACUAUUUCACUUGGGAGUGAGUUCCAGGGUCGAACAACACGCUGGCUGAAGAAAAACUCCCGAUUGUCUAGGCGUGUACGCUCCCGCUUGACUUUGUACGGGUGACCGCGCAGGUGACUCGUGGUCGGGAAUUCAAAGAAGUUGUCAGUUCUGAGCGAACAUUCGUGCCCGUGGAUAAUGCAGAAUGUCCAAAACAGGUCACACCUCAUUCGUGAAUAGGAAAGGGGGAACGAAUCUAACUGGAUCAGUCUUUCUGGGUAGGACAGAGUCCUGAGACCGUCCACCAGUUUUGUGGCCCGUCGUUGCACCUGCUCUAUGGCAUCACUGUCUUUCUUCAUCCAGGGAAUCCAUGAUGGCAUUCCGUAUUCCAAGUGCGGUCUGACGAACGUGCCGAAUAUCUGUGAGAAGAGUUCUGGAGGAAAGAUUUUGAAGGCACGCCUAAUCCAGUGCAUGAUGCUGGUUUCCUUUUGGACGACUCUUUUGCAGUGUUGGGAGGGCAGCAAGUUUGAGCAUGUACAGACACCUAGGUCUUUGUGCGUGUCCACUUCUUUUAUUUGAACCCCACUUAUGGUAUACUGAUGUUUUGGGAAGCGCAUCCGUCCAGAUUCUAGUCGCAAGACUACACACUUGGAUACGUUAAACGUUAGAAGCCACUUGCUGGACCGCGCAGCCAGCUUAGUAACAUCUUCCUGUAGCUUCUGCGCGUCUUCAACGCAGCUAAUUAUUUUCCAGAUCUUUAUAUCAUCUGCAAACAUGAUGCCAUCGCAUUCAAGAUCUGCAGGACAUUCAUUUAUAUAGAUGAGGAAGAGUAGAGGACCCAAGACUGAGCCCUGCGGAACGCCGCUCUUUACCAGCACCCAUUCGGAUGCAGUGGUACAAAUGAUCACUUUUUGGAGUCUGCAUGACAGGAAACUUUUAAUCCAAUCUACAAUGUCGACAGAAUGAAGUAGCCUGACGUUGUCCAAGCUCAUCAUAUGUAUAAUGCAAUGAUUCCCAGGAUCGACCUUAAAGUAGUGGCUGUCGACAGAAGCCGUGUCAGAUUUCCCCGGGACGAGAUAGCUCCACUCCAUGACCCCACGGUUGCGGUCUUACUAUUGGCGAUACCAUAAUUCUCUCUGACAUCUUCACUAUCCACUCUUUUAUGCUGAUAGCCCUUCGUUAUUUAUACGAAUUGUGCUACACAGAAAGUGUAACCGCAGACAAUUUAUUUAUAGACGGGUUUGCAUUCACAAAGACGCCAGAAUUUACGCUUGAAUCUCUGAUUUGAUCAACAAUCUAAGCAAAAUUACGCAUUCCUGUGAGGACAAUGUCUAGACAAGCAAGCUGUAUGACAAUGGUACAGUCUGAUGACGAUGCUUUCGGGGAGGAAAUAGAGAUUUUUAUGGUCAAGGAUGUUUACGUUGUCCGCAUCUUUGCUUUGAUCCGCCUUCGAGACCAUCCUGCAUUUUAAGCUUCCGGUCACUUUUCCGUUUUCUUUCUCUCGAUUUUAGACUUUUCAGGUGUCGCGAUUUUUCCGGCGGUUUUGAGCCCGACUGGAAGAAGCACGUGUAAUCCAGACCAACCUGUUCUUCCGGGCAGGAUAAAGAUCGAUGUGGAACAUCCGGAUGCCCGUUUUCCUCCUCCAUCUUUUUCGCGGCGCAUCCAUCCACCGACAGAGGCAUAUUCCGCAGCAGAUCCAAAAUAUACUGGUGCCUUCAAUUAGAAAAACUUUAUGUAAAGGUAACCAGUAAACAAACCUGCCGAGGUCGAGGGAGAGAAAAUACCGGUUCAGAAAAGGCAAUACGGUCUGCUUCUCAUGGCCCAAUGUGUGACCAUCAGAUCAGUACGAAACUAUGAAAUUCCGAGAAACUUAGCUACAUCCUAGGGUGACAGCUUACCAUAUGUCCGACUAACUAGGUUUGUCUGUGUUGUGCACAGCUAUUACUCCCUCAGUUUACAUAAAAAUGUCUCCGCGACGAUUGUGACUUCCAACAUACAGUUCAGCUUGUGGGUAAGCUCGGUUGAAAUUGCUGCGUAAACAGAGCCGAUAGAGAUGUUUGUGGAGUGACUCUCGGACCAAAUUGUUGGUGUGUCCAAGGCUACAGAACUCAUUGCGUCAGAGCUAGGCGUGGGCAUCGCCCAUUAUCCGGCGACUACCAUGCGUAGCAGGAUCAUGAAAAUGAAAGAUCGGCUGGACGCGGGUGAACAGUUGGGCGUAGUCUAUCAAAUCCCUUGCCAUAACUGGACUUGCCACUACACAGGCCAAACAGGACGACGUCUCAGCUCACGGAUACUUGAGCACAAACGGGCCGUUCGAAGAGGCGACUCCAGUUCGAGUCCUAAAGCUAAGGCCAAUAAAUCUACUUUCCCAGUGAUUGUGUCUUCGUCUUCAUUUAAAGAAGUCAUUCCAUGCGUGUUUAGUGCCUAUAUUUAGUGAAUUCUGUGCAAAUGCCAUGCGUCCAACAGGAUUUGUAUGUUUGUCCUUUUCACUACCCGAAUAUCGAACGGUUAGCUGGACCAAACAAUUCCGACCGAUCACUAAAAACUUCGUUCUUCUGGAAGAUAGAAAGGCGAAAUCGUAUAUGCCCACAAUCCUCUGGAAUGGCAGUCGCAGUUAUCCCAACUCCUGGAUACACCGAUCGCUGUUUACAGGGUUUAGGGGUUCCUUAUCCUACGGUCAGGAAUAACCCGGUCGGUAAGGUACAUGUGACGUUGGUCACUGGGAUUGGCUAUACAUAGAAAUCAACUGGAAGUUCGUCCGUUACAGCAUUUUGGCAUUCUGUACCUCAGGAAUUAGCGUGUUUAGUCAGUGUACCAGUCAGAAUGAAAAUGUUGGUGUCGCAGAGCCGAUUUACGUAUAAUGGCCUUCUUCAUUCCGACGAUUCAGACUUUCCGUACAUUUGGUAUUGUUACUUGUUCUAUUUAGGACUGAGAGCCGGAGUACAAUGUCUCCCUCUCUCAUUGUGAUCUUUAUGAAACUAGUGUAUGCGACAUCCGGGACUCCACAGUGAAGUACCGCGUGCGUAAGUGGCCAGGGAACAUUUGGUACGUUGCACGCACACGCAGACUGUUUCUGACUGUUAGGCACUGUGUCGAAGUCCUCUUUGUGUCUUCGGGAGCUUGUCCACUUACCAGAAUGUGAAAGGCUUGCGUGGUAGAUGUAUCGUAGAUCGGCUUUGCAACAAACGAAAUCACGUCCAAGUAGGCGCUGCGCGCUUCCAGUGGGGCAUUGAUGGAACUCGUCCAUUUCAUUGUUCCGGAACAUAAUUUACCCGUUGGCUUUUUUCAUAUGGGUUUCCAGCCAGCCAUUUCGAAUUGUACAGCAUUAGUUUUGGGUUGUAUAUGUUUGGAAGUGUGCUACUAAUGCCCAUUCCCAACUUCUUUUUCCCCAAGGUCCGUGCUUUCUUCAGUAAUUUACUAAUGCUCUUUCAACAACAAUUCGGUGGGAGAGUUGAAUAGAAAACAAUAUCAAGUAUAACAAUACCUACCCAUCACUUUCAAGGGGCCUUUUUAUUGGUUUCUUGAAACCCCAUUUUCCCACUAGCCAAUACGUGUCCACGUCGCCUCGACCCUUCAGAGUCACCUUGCCACGGUAUUCUAGUUUGUAUCCUUUGAGCUCGUCCAGUAUUGUCUUUGUUGAAGGACUGACAUGUAUUCUCAGUGCUUUGAAAAGCAUAUAAAAAGAUGGCGCGCGUAAAAUGACCUAAAUGCUUCACAUUCUGAAGGCAAAGUGUCCUGCUAACAAAACUAAUCAUGUUGCGAUAAUCCCGAUGAUGAAAAUCGUUGACAGCGGCGUGGGUCUCUCUGAAUAAGACAAUGCCUCUCUUUCUGUGAGAGAACAGAUUUAAACUCGUUUUUAACUUCCAAUUGUGCGUACAUGGGAAUAAUAUUCUGGCGUACCUUAUGCUUUCGAGUAGAAAAUACCAAGAUGACGUGAUUCUCUAUCAAACGACUUAAAUAAUGCAUAUUCUUGUUUGCGGUUUCUAUAAAUUAUUUUUGAAUCUGCAAGACCACAGAAAAUCCGUUUGAAAAAUGCGUGCUACUUAAGUCGUCUUUUUUACGAGAAUGAUUUCCACAAGAGAUCGAAAAGCAAUGCAUUCAAAGGUUGGCGUCCUGCCGAGUGCAAAAGAUUAUAGCAUUAUGUCGCAAGAUAUUCAGUAUUAUAAUCGCGUCUAAGUAAUCCUUCCUAAUCGAAAGCGCAUUUCAGAAUUUUAGCCACUCACCGUACUUUCACAGGCUUUCUACGUCGUUUGCAAAAACACAUCAGUAGAUCUGGAGUUUCUCACAGCACUGAGGUGUACUGCAAUGUUAUUUUUUAAUCGCUUCAUGUAUUUUCUGUAAAUCCUAUUAAAAUUUCUGGACUUUCUCAUAGUACUGAGGGUUUAAAAAAGCAUGGUUGUAAUGUUGCCAAUGAAUUUGGAGCAACGAGAAUGAAGCCAAAAAUAAAACCAACACCGUGGGGGUAGAGUUAAAUAAUGUUGAGUGAAGGAUGGCAAUUGCAGUAGGCGUGCUAACUCAUGAAACGCUAAGCAAAAUUCUUAAAUUCCUUUCCUACUCAAAAAGAUAGCUUAUGUAGGGUUGUAGUAUUAAUGACCGUGCAGCACAAUCGUAAGAUAUUUCAGGUAUUUCCGGAUGCCGGCUUCCGAGCAAACUUCCUUCCGGCCGCCUGCAAAAACCACACUCUAAUAAAUGACCACUUAAUUAGAAUGAUUUUUUAAAUCGACUUCUGAUGCCCUUAUUAAUUUAAAUAUACUUCGAAGAAAACGGGCAUAAAAUAUUCAUUCCUCUAUUUGUGCUGUAGAAAAUUACGUCUUCUUCGUUCUUGAAAGAAGGGUAUAAUUCGACUUUAAAGGGCUUUUCUGAUUCCUGGGAGAUUCUGAACCCGGCCUGUAGUUACACUUGAAUUCAGGGUUUCAAAACUACAAGCUGUCUAUUCUAAGUUUAUGACAAAUCAUAUAUUUCUAUACGUUACUCAAAGAAUACUAUAUAGGAUUCGCUUUAAGUGGUCAUUUUUUCAGAGUAUGGUUUUUUAGGCGACCGGAAAUAAAUUCGUUCGGGAGCUGGCAUCCAGACGUACCUGAAGUAUCUUAGAAUUGUGCUGAACGGUGAUUAAUACUAUAAUCCUACUUAAGUUAGCUUUUAGUGUCGGAAACGCAUUGCAAAACUUUAGUUAACACUUUAUGCGUUAGCAAAUUUACUGUAAUUUAUAUAAAUAAAAAUGUAUAGUUUUGACCACGAUAUAAUUAAACAGUUUAAUAUAGACUUUGCGUAUAAAGACCCGUUACUCAUCUUGCUUUUACGAAAACGGUAAAGACAUUUUCUGGCAAUCGACUACCCUACAAGAUGAAGCAGAAUUCCAGAGAGCAUAAUUUUCUGAUAUUGCGAGUCGUUAAAUACUUCAAAACUGACCGAUGCUUUCAACCGCAGUUAUAAUAUGAAAUUCAGUAAUUACGCUUAAACGAGAUUCCAUACUCAAGUACUUUGCACACAUCUUUCUGCUUCAAGGCCCAUGCAAGCAGCCAGUCAACUGGAUCUGAGUGAAAAAUCGUUUUCUUCGUUGGUCAUUACAUCAUUUUAAUGGAUAAACCUGCAUGAUAGGAGUUAUCGUUAAUUUAACAUUCCAAAGAAAUGAAAAAAUGGGGUUCAUUUUUUGCAUGGUACAAGAUAGGAACGAUUCGAGCUCUAAUUGAAGCAUGUAGACGGUGCCAAAUUUCUUCCUAGGUGUCCGUAGUUUGUCAGUCGUAUUUUUGAGUGACAUCAAAAACGGAAUUGCGAGUUAAUAUCUCACAAUUUCUAAAACCCAUAUGCCUCCUAUAAAGCAUUUACAAAUGCGUAAGUUAGCAAUAUAAAAUUAAAACGCCUAUUUGCCUUAGGAUAGUAUUUUUACUCCGUGUACAUAGCGACGACAUACGAAAAGUAGCCAUAGAAAGAUGCACUUCCAACUUCCAUCUAACAUUUUUUUUAAAAGUCUUUUGCGAAGAUGCUCACCUUCUCCAGACGACUCAAUCCGGGAUGCAGUAUUAAUUGUGUCACCGAACAGACAAUACCUCGGCAUGGUCAGGCCGAUCACUCCAGCAACACAGGCGCCUACGGAGAAUAGGGCGAAAAUAAUAACCAUAUUUUCAAAUGUAAAACGAAGUUCUGCUUCUGCACAACAUAAAUGAACGGCUGAAAGUGGUUUACCUUGUCCGUAGAUUAGUUCAGAGCCUUUUGAGCUUCUACGAUAGGAUUAAACAACCAUAGGAAGAUGCUAAAGACUGGUUUAAAAUGUUUAUGCACAUAAAAGCAAAGCUAGAUCGUCCUAGCGAAAAAAGACUCAGUUCGGGCUGUCGCAUGUAGAGUUAAAGAGGGAAAGGGUUUUUUAAGGAGAGAUUAAACACUUUAAUGACGUCCAGUACCUUGGAGAAAAAUUACAUUUUUGCAUCCCUCUGUUCAACCGUCCUAAACGAAGGACUCAGGUUUCAGAUAGGAUUUUGCGGGAGCCUGAAGACCUGGUGUUGUUCGUCGGCUUCUGUGUUCAAUAGAAUACUGGCGAAAUAGUCUAGGUUACGGUCUGACCUAAUUUGGGUAUGCAAGCUAAAUUUUUAUUUCUUUUCAGUUGAAUCGGUUUAGGUGUUAAAGCCUUUUGCAUGUCCCUUUACAAAUAUCUUUUUUAGAAUUUAUUGAGUACAGAUUUACAAGUUGAAGUCUGCGCGGGAGACCAAACGCUUGAUUAUGGCGUGAUUUUGAUUAAACGAAUUAAACCGAAUGGCGGCUAUGGCAGAAAAAGGAAGUUACGGAGUCAGCAUAAUACAUCAUAAUUCGCAACGGGUUCAUCGUUCGCGUGAGAUAUAUAGUGCUUAUUAAGACAUUGUACUAUUAGAUUGGCGUAUCAGAAAUACGACUUCCUGCUUUUUCUUACAGCUUGUCUUGUAAAACCAAUCGAUGAAUGUGAAGGGAGUCAUGGUUAUACGUCUGAAAUACACAAAAUAAUUCGGCUUUUGAAAAUCAGCAUGCGCAGGGCGUGCGAAAACAAAAGGCGAUUGAUUAACACACCGUUCAGUGUCCAGGUCCUUCACACCAAAGCGUUGCAACAAAUGACAUCUGAAUACUAACAAUUUCCAAAACUGUUUAGGGUGCAUCUAGGCCUAUGUCUACCUGUGGUUCGAUUUUGUGGUUUCGCAAAGUACACUAGAGCACCAAGCGCAGUGCGAGUUACCAGAGUGUAUUCCAAUGCGGAGCAAAAUGGGAAUCUGUGGCAUGUGUGGAAUGACAAAUGAUCCAACCACACUUAGUAGCUCCAGAGCCACUGUGGCGAUUUCACCAGCGUGCCGCCUGCCGUUUCUGAUAGGUAACCCCGAGGCCACCAUGUACGCAUCACCUAUGGUUUCAACCUGAAAUGAAAAAACAGUGCUGAACCAGCAAGCCCCAGACGAGAAAGACAAGGUCAUAUUAUGGAACCAUCUCUUAAAAAUACUUUCUAUUAGCCAGUCUAUUUUCUCCCUUACUAUACAUUUUAUAAGGACUUCUGCAGUGAUCCACUACCCUCAGUGUAGGAUCUUUUGAGAGGGCUUUUGGAAUUCUCACAGUGCAACAAUCAGCAAACAUAUUUCUAAUUUCAGCCAAUAUUCCCAUGUUACAAUUGAAAAGUCACUUUGGCAAACGUGUUUUCGGUAACUCUUCAUCAGGCCAAAACGGUUACGUAGAAGUUUAAAUUAUGUAAAGUUACAGAGCUUAUAAGUGAUUCAGGAACUAUUAACACCCAUCAUCCCCAUGCACUCGCAUGACGAGGCGUGCUAUGGCUCGGUCAGUCAUUGGAUCAAGGGGGCGAGGUAGAGGGGGGACAUAGGCUGUGAGUAAUGUUUGUACGUCGGGUGCGUUGUGCACGCACCACUGCCAUCAGGAGGUUGGGUCGGCGUUGGCCACGGAAGACAGAGCGCCUGUGUCAGAGUCUUCUGACAGCAUAGCAGUGGAUUGGCUAGCCGUAUAGCCACUGCUUCGGCUGUAGCUAACACCCGUUGGCGUAGGCCUCUGGGGAAGCAUGCUGGUGUCCGGUAGACAACCUGAAGGUCUUAUUUGGCAUCGGCUCGGUGAUUCGUAUUGACAAGAUGUGCGAGGAUAGAACUCGAGAUCGAUUUCUUUUCACCUCUGCCUAGCCAGGCCAGUAUGUGUUCACGUACUCUCUUUUCCAGGCGCCUCGUUGUACGGCCAAUGUAUACCGCUCCACAGGAGAAAGUGAAUGAGUAAAUACACAUCGAUGUGGCCAGCAACGGGAGUCGGUCUUUGCCUCCCAAGGGUAGGAGGGGAGAGUUUUUGAAACAUACAUGUAAGUUCGCCGCGGGGAAAGCGCUAGCGGUCGCUGUCUUCGGACGUCUUCUUACUAGGUCACUUGCUGCAUCCCCUUGAAAAGGCAGUCUUAUAAAUAAGUCCUUCUUUUCUGCAGUCGCCAUGGUGGGCUUUGCAGUGCGCUCCCCUAUAUUUCGGAGGAUAAAUCUUUCUGGGUAUCCGUUUUUGUGGAAUAUAUCCCGCAACCACUGAAGUUUAGCCUCAACAGUCUCAGGAGAGCAGAUAUGUCGCACUCUAGCUGCCAAUCCAUGGACCAAAUUACGUUUAAUAUUUAGGGGAACAACACUGUGAAAAUUAAUGUAUUGUCCGGUCCAGGUUUUCUUUCGGAAUACCCUACGUUGGAUAGACCCAUUCUCUUGUCGGUGCAGAAGAAUAUCGAGGAACGCGAUUUCAUUGUCUGCCUCAAACUCUGCAGAGAACGUUGGCGAGGGGUGUGCAUUGUUGAAUUUUUGAACCAGGACGUCUGUGUCGGCGGUAACAUCUAAUUGCAAGAAGGAAGGGAACUAAUACAUACGUCUGAUCUCUAUGCCGGUACCUUGUAGACGUCAAAUUUCGCAAUUAUUGAGUCGAAGGUGGAAUAGAGCGCAUUGAGUAGACCAACAAUUUGCAGAGGUGUAGACCAGGCUGAAAUUGCUGUGAAGCCAACGAUGUCACUGAAAUAGAUGGUGACCUCGUCGAAGGCUUCUGGGGCCACGGUGUUGCCAGCUAUCAGCGCCUGUGCAACAGAUCUGUGGCAAUGCAAAUAAGGUCUAUUUUAAAUAUUUACAAAAGGAAAAACGAGCCUAUUGAGACGCAAAACGGCCAGCAAAUAAUUUUCGACAAUUGGAGUGACCACAAAAUGACGAUAAUAGAGUGAUCUUGACAUCAUCCACAAAUUACAGCACAUUUUGCGGCAUGCCCUAUCAAAUCCACCUCGAUUUAUGUGAGUUUACAAAAGGAAAAAACGGGGAUAAUGAGAACCCAUUCGCCGUCAGCUAAUAUUCGGCCUUAAAAUGAAAGUAAUACGGGACCUUGAUUACACUCACAAAUUAGGAUACACUUCUCUGCCUUGCUAUCGAUGCUACUGUGCCAUCGGUGAAUUUAGUAGUUUCUGAUGUUCAGCAUUAUUUUCAGUUUUGUGUGACAAAUUGUGAUCCUGUAUUGCUUCAUCAUUUGGCAAGCAUUAGGUCUUUCAAAAUUAACAUACUCCGACGACUUCUCUUAAAUUUCAACGAAUGGCCGCUGAGUAAUGGGAGUUUGUUUGGUAUUUUGUAAAGUGAUAGACACUCUUGGGGAUUUUCGACGCCUGCAAGGUAUGGUAGGAGCCGUACAAUAACUGAUAGUGCCUUACUUAAAUUACUAUCUCUGUAACAAUUUUCUGUUGGUUUAUCGGCCGAAACAGUUUAUAGUUAGUUUCACCAUUGCUUAAUUCAGCUUGAUUUAUCAUACUGAAAACCACAGAUAUUAGGUAAACCCCCAGACAACUGUUUUGCCAAUAUUCUGCCGCUGCAUGACACAGCUGCGAGGGGUGCGUCGGAACACGUUUGUAAACUAGAGAAUGACCGCUAGUAGCUCAUGAAUAUUACGCGGUUAUCUCGGUGUAGCUUACUCAUUUCGUCUCAAACAGUCAUAGCAACUUUCAAAAUGAGCCUAUAAGGCUUUAAUCCGACUGAUUUACUCCAUGUUAACUAUUGCUUUCUGAGGAGGUUGAAAAGCUGAAUAUUUAUUAAUCCAGUCCAACCUACAGAGGUGGAAUAAAAAUAGCAAUAUUUCUGUCAGAGAUCCUGGAUUCGCAUACCGAACACUGUACCGGGUGAUAGGUAAAAGUAUUGGGGACAUCCCUAGUGUGCGUUCUCAGUCACUGUAAGUAUGAAAACAUUGUUUUUUCAUAGCCAUCAUCAUCUUACUAUAUGCAAAGCUGGUGUCAACUGCGAGACACGGUCCAGUCGACGGCGCACGCCGUCCUUGGACGCGCUCCCCGCCAACACCAGGACUGGUUCGACGACAACGACGCCGCCAUCAGAAAUGUGCUCGCCGAGAAGAACCGCCUACACAAAGCCUACGUAGAUCACCCCAAUGAGGACAACAAGCUUCCUUCUACCGCAGUCGCCGCCAGCUUCAGCAACGACUGCGCGAGAUGCAGGACGCCCGGACUGCUUGCAAAGCUGACGAGAUCCAAGGCUACGCGGAUCGGAACGAGUAGAAGAACUUCUUCUCUGCAAUCAAAGGUGUCUACGGUCCGCCGACGAAGGGCACUGCUCCUCUCCUCGCGCCGACGGCAGCGCUCUCCUGACUGA
Molecule: messenger RNA, 20724 nt
Organism: Spirometra erinaceieuropaei
Lineage: Eukaryota; Metazoa; Platyhelminthes; Cestoda; Diphyllobothriidea; Diphyllobothriidae
Source: the annotation of a GenBank genome assembly